Messenger RNA from Peniophora sp. CBMAI 1063, 909 nucleotides. NCBI's taxonomy places the organism in Eukaryota, Fungi, Basidiomycota, Agaricomycetes, Russulales, Peniophoraceae. The record is from the annotation of a GenBank genome assembly.
AUGCCUGCGGUCGGAGUAGUCUUGUGCAACCUCAUUGAAGGCAUAAACGUCGUACUCUUCGCCAUCGUAGUCAACGCGCUCCUCGCACGGCGAAACACCACGAGCGCAAAGUGGCUCAUCGGAGUGAGUACGCUCCAGCUGGCAAUCUCUGCCGGUCAUGUCGGCACCUUGCUAGCGCGAACAAUCGGCGCCUUCGUUUAUAUGGACGGCGUGGUACGAGAGGCAUACCUGGCAGACGAGCGCACGCCUCUGCAUACGGCCGAACAGGCGUUAUACACAUUCAACGACAUCAUCGCUGGCGGUAUCUUGACUUGGCGAUGUUACGUGGUAUGCAACUACGAUUGGCGAGCAUGCGUCUUCCUGGUCCCUUCGUGUAUCGGCACAGCAGUUGCUGGCGUCGGCAGUGUCAUCAAGCUUACAACACUUCCUACCGAUCAAGUCAUGUUCUUCGAGAGCUCGCUUAAGGCUUGGCUCACGGCAUUCUGGAUCCUCUCCGUCGUAACGCAAACAUUCGCAACCGGACUUAUAGCAUGGCGGAUCUGGUCUACUAUAUCAUGGCGCGCACAAGCGGUCGGUAGCCGCGAAUGGCAUGCUCUGCUCGUGUUCGUCGAGUCGGGCGCUCUAUAUAGUAUAGGGACCGUCCUGGUGUUGGCUUUCUAUCUGCGCGGAUCAGAGAUCGGGACGAUCGUAGCUGGGAUGCUCGGACAGCUGAGCGCGACAGCACCGUAUCUCAUCAUCGUGCGUAGCGAAGCGCGUCGUGCGGCAAACCGAGCCAGUGCCAUACGAUCAGGCACGGAGUAUGCUAUGAGGGAUCUACCCAUGACACCAGGACAGGCGCACUUCUGGAAGAGGUCGACGGCGUCGCUGGGAGGCUAUUCAUUCGACGCAGGGGCUGCCAAUGAGAAGUAG